AUGAUCUAUCCCUCGAUCGAAAGACCAUCAUCAUAUGAAAGAACGGAACAACGACGCCAAUAUUACCAUGGGCUAGGAGCUGGAAUGGGCCAGUCCACGUCGCGACCGAAAAGGCAGCAGCCCGAGGAGGAAGGAGGAUGGGGCCUUUUCCACCACGGCUCCGACACAAUCUCUGCGCCCAAGGGGACGGGGCCACAGCAGCAGCAGGGGCAUGAUAAAAACUUGGCUCCCAGGGACUCCGUCCCGCAGAACACAGAUGAUGAUGAUGCUCCUGGGAACGAUGUGACGCCGCAUUCUCCUCUGUCUCAAGUCGAAAGCACGGCUCUGGAAGACGAACACGACAUUGAUCCCAGCGCGUCGCACGUGUCCGAUUCCGCGCGGGGCGAACAGAGCGAGAGAAGCAAGGGCGCUGAUGAGGAAGCAGAUCGUGACAUCGUCGAGACCAGUCCGCAAAGGGAGACCCCAGAUCCUCAGCCCGACAGCUCUGGAGAAGAGACCGGAAAGGUCGAGACAUCGGAGCCACGCGAUGAAACCGAGCAAGAAGAUACCGAGGACCAUGGGACAGGUCACACGCAGGAAGACCCCAAGGCGCCAGACAGCCCCCCAAAGCCGGGCCUCCAAGCCCACAACAGAGCACCCGCAGCGCACUGUCCUCCCAAACGCACACCCUUUACCUGGUUCGACAUGAUCAUUGAUCUCGACCAUCCCGAACCCCUCGGACCUGCUGGAUACUUCCCGGGCUCUUCAACGAUGCCUGACUUGCCGCCUUUGGGUCCACGGACCAGCGUUCAUGUGUUAUAG
Molecule: messenger RNA, 801 nt
Organism: Cladophialophora psammophila CBS 110553
Lineage: Eukaryota; Fungi; Ascomycota; Eurotiomycetes; Chaetothyriales; Herpotrichiellaceae
Exons: 1
Coding region: 1-801 (266 amino acids)
Source: RefSeq, a predicted model, not a curated record